CAUAAGGCACCCAUCUAUGAUCACAUACAUUAUAUUUACACAAAAGUUCUGAAAUUAAAAAUGAUUGAUGAUAAGAUGCUUGCCUUUCCCACAUAAGAUUUGGAUAUAACGCAUAAAUCUUAUGUACCACCUUUAUUAUACUUUUAUGGUUCAUUUGCUUCCUUUUUGAAGCUUGAAAGUCCCUAUUCAUUGUAAUGGCAUUAGAAGUGACUAAUUUUAUUCUUUACAAUUUCAAAUGUUUGUUCCAAACAAGGAUCCAUACGGGUUUGGAAUAACACGAAGGAACUGUAACCAGGUGUCCUCUCACAGCUGGGACCUUUCUUGAGCACCAUUAGCAUCGAACAUCAUGUCAGAGCUGGAGGACUAUUCCCUUCCUCGGGGCCACCUUCAUCCGGACCCGGCUCGCAUCCAGCAGAACCUGCUUGAGGAGCAGGUGGAGCUCUGGUGGUUCAGCGAACCACGCAAAUCCUUAUUAUGCUACUGCACUUCAGUGGCCUUGAUCUUAGGCUGCGGCCUGGGCGGCGUAGGCCUCCUUUCCACUACCACCAGCCUUUCCAGCGAGUGGCGACUUGGCGCCGGAACUGUUCUUUGCCUUCUCGCUCUGGCCGUCCUUCUCAAGCAGUUGCUGAGUUCUGCUGUCCAGGACAUGAAUUGCGUGCGUAGCAGGCGUCGGAUCAACAUGCUAAAGAGCGGUGGUUUAUCUGACGUUCUCAUCGUGAUGAUCACGGGAAUCUCUCUGCUAAUAUGUGGAGCUGUCCUGCUGGAUGUGGCCCUUUCCUACCACAUGCCCAAACCUGGGAAGGCGCUGAAUGACAUGUAUAUAUCCGGGGUGGUGAUGCUGGUAGUUGGGAGUUUUACAGUGUUAGCGGUUGGGAUAUACGCCGUAGUGGUUUACCUCAUAGAGAGGUCAAGGCCAGGACAGAGGCGAUGGGAGAGGACAGUGGGGAUCUUCAGCAUUUCAGGCCAGAUGCAGGCAAGGAGAGAGACUGCUUCAAGCCUGGCUCGUCUGAUAUAACUGUGACUACUUAAUAAAUAUACCAUUCUUUUACUGAACAGGAGCUGAGAUGAAAAACCAGCACUCUCAAUUAAAUGAUACUUUGAACCCAUUAAACUAAAGCACAAAUCACAUGUGACAAUUAUAUUUUGAUUCACAUUUUGGCUCAAGUCAUUAAAGAUUUCAGGGUCUCAGGGUUUAAGCACAAAAAUGUAGCUUUUACAUGUGUCACUCCAAUAAAGUACAGUUAAAAGUACUGAAAAAGCACAAAAAUAAUCUAAAGUUUGACCUUUAAUUGAUUUUAGGUAAAACAUGCUGCUUUAUCUCCAACGCUUUUUGGACAACUACAAUAUGUGCAUGUCCUUGACUGCUUUAUUUAUGUGGGCAACUGUGAGCAUACCAAGUGGUUGUCCAUCAUGGGAUGUCUUUAGCUUUUCCGGAGUUCUGAUGUGUGGGCAAAGUGACUGACUGUGUCAGCUGAAUUCACAUGUGUGUGGAUUUAUAGUGCAGGCAAUGCUUUGGAUCAAAUAAAGGAUCAGAAUAUCAAUA
This is a messenger RNA of Carassius auratus (goldfish), 1543 nucleotides long. Its product is annotated as transmembrane protein 125. The transcript has 2 exons. The record is from RefSeq and is a predicted model, not a curated record. Lineage: Eukaryota; Metazoa; Chordata; Actinopteri; Cypriniformes; Cyprinidae. Bases 347 to 1015 code for a protein of 222 amino acids.